Molecule: messenger RNA, 3194 nt
Organism: Lactuca saligna
Lineage: Eukaryota; Viridiplantae; Streptophyta; Magnoliopsida; Asterales; Asteraceae
Source: the annotation of a GenBank genome assembly
AUCAUAUAUUAUAACCAUUGGGCAUAUCAAGCCUUAUCUUUAAACUUAAGGGUGUGAAAUCUCAUAAUUUGGAUUGGCUUGCUUUUAACUUUAACGUGUACCAUGCUCCUACGCAUAUCCAAUUGGCACAUCCAAUUGAAUGAUCCCGAACAAAUGUCAUGUACUCGAAUAAUAAACUCGGAUUUCAAAUACAUCUCUUGUAGAAGAAAGUAACACCAACACCGUAUGAUGGUUGUGAUUCAAGUUCAGCUUCGACCACACCCAUCCAGCUUCAACCUCAAUGGCAAUGGCUUUUCUCUACACCCUUCUGUUUACAAUAAUAUCCAGAAAUCAAAGAAGCUGUCUCUGCAACUAAGAGCGGCCUCUUCAAGAACACAGAGGAUAAUGGAGAGCAUUUCAGUAGGUGGGGAAGUUGGUGGAGCUGGUGGGGCAUACUCGUAUGAUGCUUUGAAGAGAUUGGAUAAUUUGUGGUCUACUAUCUGCUCUGCUGAAACAGCAGCUAUUCAAGAACCCAAAAAAAUUGUGACAAACACCCUUGGUUUGUUUGAUAAUGACACGAAGGAAGUGGAUAAAUUUGAUGUGUUGGUUUGUGGAGGUACUUUAGGGAUCUUCAUUGCCACUGCAUUAAGUCUGAAAGGCCUCCGUGUAGGAGUUGUGGAAAGGAACUUACUAAAAGGGAGGGAACAAGAGUGGAAUAUAUCAAAGAAAGAGCUCCUGGAACUUGUUGAAGUUGGCAUCUUAACAGAAGAUGACAUUGAAGAGGCCACAACUUCAGUUUUUAAUCCCAACAGAUGUGGAUUUGAGAGGAAGGGGGAGAUAUGGGUUGAAAACAUUCUUAAUCUUGGUGUUUCGCCUUUAAAACUUAUAGAUAUUAUGAGGAAGCGAUUUGAUUCACUUGGUGGAGUAGUCUUAGAGGGCUGCAGUGUGUCCAGCAUAAAUGUUUAUCAAGAUACAGCAGUAUUGGAACUAACAGAGGGAAAGAUUUUGUCAGCUAGUCUCAUAAUUGAUGCAAUGGGAAAUUUUUCACCUGUGCUAAAACAGAUCAGAGGUGGCAGGAAGCCGGAUGGUGUUUGCCUUGUUGUUGGUUCUUGUUGUCGUGGUUUCAAGGAAAAUUCUAGAAGCGAUGUCAUUUAUAGUAGUGCAGAAGCAAAGCCAGUUGGAAACUCUCAAGCACAAUACUUUUGGGAGGCAUUCCCUGCUGGUUCUGGACCGUUGGAUCGAACUACUUACAUGUUCACUUACAUUGAUCCACAACCUACUAGCCCUAGACUUGAAGAUUUACUAGAAGAUUAUUGGGAUUUAAUGCCCAAGUAUCAGGAAGUCUCGUUGGAUGAUCUAGAGAUUCUGAGGGUUAUAUAUGGAAUUUUCCCAACUUAUCGCGACAGUCCAUUGCCAGCAGCUUUCAAUCGCGUUCUACAGUUUGGUGAUGCAAGUGGAAUACAGUCUCCAGUUUCUUUUGGUGGUUUCGGGAGUUUGACUAGACACCUUGGAAGAAUAUCAAAUGGAAUACAUGAAGCUAUCAGUUCCAAUCUCCUGGAUUCUGACAAUCUAUCGUUAUUAAACCCAUACAUGCCAAACUUAAGUGCAUCUUGGUUAUUCCAAAGAGCCAUGUCAGCAAGAAAACAAGCUGGGGUCCCACCAGAUUUCAUCAACGACCUUCUCCAUGCCAAUUUCAUCAGCAUGCAGAGACUAGGGGAACCAGUGUUAAGACCAUUUCUUCAAGAUGUUAUACAAUUUGGUCCUCUCGUGAAGACACUAGGCUUAGUUAUGCUAACUAAACCUCAAAUCCUUCCUUCCAUAUUUAAACAGGUUGGGCUACCUGUACUCAUAGACUGGCUAGGACAUUUUUCACUUUUGGGUUCUUAUACAUUUCUUUCCAUAUACAUUGACCCAUUAUUAAGGCCUGUGAUUGAUACGUUUUCAACUGAGAUGAAGUACAAAUGGAAUAGGAAACUUGAGGCAUGGAAAUAUGGAGCUGGUUUAGACUACAAAUUUGAAAGUGAAGAAGCAUCCAAGAGUACAUAGAACCAAAGGCAAUAGCAUCAAAUUUGUGGUAUAUUUCAAGUGUAAAAUAUGAGUUAAUAUAUUAAUAAAUGCUUUUCUAGCAUAGUGUAAACAUAUGAUACAAGUAUACAACAAGAUUUGACUAAAUUAUUUAUUCAUUUAUCUUAUUUACAAAAAUGAUCAUAGGCAUGUAUAACAAAGUAGAAGAAAUCCACUGACUUUUGACUUAUUAGAUAGAUCUUUUGGCACCCAACAUUCUUGAAAGCUCUUUAAUCAGAGGCUUCUCUUUAAUGUCUUCCUUUUUCUCCAUAUGCCAUUCUUUAGUUACUCCUUCUGCCCAAGUUCUUAAAGGGCCCAUUUGUUCCUUGAUUGAUUCGAAUUUUGGUUGAAUGAUAUCUUUUCCUUUGGUUCGAAUAUCAUCAGUCUGUAUGUAGCUCAAGCUGUGAAACUACAAGUCCAAUAGUCAAUGUGGCUCCACCAAAGAUAAUAACAGUGGCAGCAGCAAAUGCUUUUGCAACUAGGGUUCAAUCCAACAGCUGCAGCCUUCAACUUCUCAGGAUUAAUUGGGGUGUACUUGUCAUUACGCAGUUCAUUUGCGGUUGAAGGAGAAAUUGAAUGCUCUGUGUUAGGAAACUGCCAUCUGCAAGGUCCAAAAGUGACUUGGGGAAGGGAUACGUAAGCCCUAAGAGGGUUUAUAGCAUCACGCGAUACAGAAGAGACGCCGUUGCUUUCAUCGGAGUUGAGAAGCCACUUGGAUCCAGUUGACAGAGUCGAAUCGGAAGGUGGUCGGAAAAUCCUUGACGGUAAAUUAUGCUUCAAAAUCUCCGGAAGGAUAUCGCUUUGGUUGUCUGGGACUUCAUGAAUUGUGGGCGCCGGAGGAUGAUUAGUGGCGGAAGUGGUGGACUUAUUGGUUUUUUCAACGAGUCGACCGACGGCGUGCUUGGAUUCUUGUAAGAAGUAAGCGCCUUCUUUGCCUGCCGCCAAUCUUCCGACGAUAAAACUCAUCACAAAACCUCUGAACUGAGAUGGAAUUUGGUUGAUUUGUGUUUUGGAAAUGGCAGAUGAAUUUGUAUGAGGUGAUUUAUAUAGGGUGAAAAGAUAUGGUGGUGUUUGGUUAUGGGAGAAAGUCUGCUACCCCAUUUUUGUUUUUCUUAAAAUAAAAUUGUAAUCUAAAAAUGCAUUUUGACAAC